UUAAACUUUCGACUGCUAGAAUGAAUAACUACUGUGCAUGCGCACUGAUUAUUUUCGAAGUUAUUGCACUCAGCAACAGGUAGCGUUUUAAACACAACAUGUAUACAAGUUUCCCGCCAAAAUGAGUGAUAUUCGCGCAUCGAGUAUGAUCGGAGUUCUGUUUAAAAUGUUGAAAGUUUUCUAAGUAAAAGUUGUUUAAAAGUGAACGAGAAUACUAAACCAUGGAUCCGAGCGAAGUAGAAUUUCUGGGAGAGAAGCAGUUGGUUACCAUUGUGCCGAAUUUCAGUUUCGACAUGAUAUAUUUGAUCUCAGGAACAGUAGGCCCUUUUCGAGCAGGUCUACCUGUCAAAGUUCCGAUUUGGUUGGCAGUGAAUUUGAAACAACAGCAAAAAUGUCGAAUUCUUGCUCAAGACUGGAUGGAUGUUAAUAGUUUGAAUGAAGCUAAAGAAGAUGAAAAGUUAUCAAAAUUAUUCACAAAAAUGCCCAGCAAUCACUACAUUGAUGAAGCACAACUUUUAUUAAAUGUUGCAAGUGAUGAUAUACCGGAUUCAGAUGCAAUAAGAACAGCAAUAAAGGAUAUAUGGGACAUAAGAAUGUCCAAACUUCGUACAUCGGUGGAUGCAUUUUUGAAGAGCGAAGGUCUGCAUGCAAAGUUGGAUCAUCUAACUGCCAUGGAAAUCAACAGUGUGCGUCCAUUACUGCCCCAUACUUUGGAUCAAAUGCUAAGGAUUCAAAGUGCUGGAGGAUUGGUACAAUCACAGUAUCCAGAGGAAUCACAAUAAAACUAGUAUGUAGAUAAAUAUAUAUAUUUUUUAUGGUAUAAGUAUACAAAUAUUUGUGAAAUAUUUUUAUUGUUGUAUAAUGGUAUAGGAGUAA
Messenger RNA from Megachile rotundata (alfalfa leafcutting bee), 876 nucleotides. RefSeq names its product DNA replication complex GINS protein PSF2-like protein (gene Psf2). Gene Ontology annotation, cellular component: nucleus; GINS complex. Gene Ontology annotation, biological process: DNA replication; double-strand break repair via break-induced replication. The record is from RefSeq and is a predicted model, not a curated record. Lineage: Eukaryota; Metazoa; Arthropoda; Insecta; Hymenoptera; Megachilidae.